Megalops cyprinoides (Indo-Pacific tarpon) is the source of this 4617-nucleotide messenger RNA. RefSeq names its product sema domain, transmembrane domain (TM), and cytoplasmic domain, (semaphorin) 6Bb (gene sema6bb). Gene Ontology annotation, biological process: negative regulation of axon extension involved in axon guidance; neural crest cell migration; positive regulation of cell migration. The coding region runs from base 903 to 3518 and encodes 871 amino acids. Gene Ontology annotation, molecular function: chemorepellent activity; semaphorin receptor binding. The record is from RefSeq and is a predicted model, not a curated record. The transcript has 17 exons. NCBI's taxonomy places the organism in Eukaryota, Metazoa, Chordata, Actinopteri, Elopiformes, Megalopidae.
UACAGUGAGCAGUAUUGGAGAUGCUGUAUUUCACUGCUAGCGGAGAGAUACAAAGCUCGUGAUCCUCCUACCUUGACAAAGCGUAAGAGAACAGAAAAGGGAAAAGAAACAGUAUUUAUCAACGGAUGAAUGGGAAUUCCCUCCCGACGGAAUCCUAAAGCCGGGCCAUAUUGGUAAAGAGACGCAUACCAAACAGAUGAGCUGCGUUUUCUUUCAAUGGGACCAGAAGUGAAAAGACGCAGCAAUGACAUUCUGUUGGCGAGAGCAGCAGCCGUGCGCAGCUAUACCGAGCACAAAAUAACUAUUGUGGGGAUAGAUGACUGAUAAUACAACUGCUAUUGCGGAAGAAAGGCAAAGGAGACAGAUGUGAUUUUUGCAAGCGGCACAGCUGGUUCAGUUCUGUUGGGGUUCUGUAUGGAUUGUUGUCGAUAUCACUCGUCUUACAACAACCACAGCCAUCAGCUAUUCCAAAUUACUUUGGAAUUCUGCGCGGCUGUUUGAGGAAUAUCGCUGCAACGCAACACGGGAAUGCCAUGUGUCGGAAAACGGCAUAGAGGAGUAUUGUGGUGUGUUUUCUAUUGGGGACAGGUGCUGUUGUGUGUCGGGCGUAGAGGGGGGUUAGGACAUACAACCCGAGAGACAGUUGUCUUAAGGAUGUCACUCCCCCGUGCGGGAUCUGUUCUGGACAGAGACAGGUGCGACAAGGAGAAGGAAUAGUUUGCAAAAGGCAGAGGGGGUGGAACAGCAUUAAAAUUUGGAUUGACAAGAACCUCACAUCCCCUUCUCCAGCAUUCUGGAUUGUCGUCCCGUGGAAGCCCGGCUGUGUUGAGGGGCAAACUGCCCAAACCCGUAUACCAGACGCACCUUUCCCGCGACAGUUACUGUUCUAGAGUCCUGCUGCCAUGACGACCGUGGCCACUCCCUUAAUAUUGCUAUCUCUGAUGCUCCGAUUGGCUGACACCGCCUUCCCUGAGGAACCAGGACCAUUAAGCUCAACCCCCACAGAGGUGGUCCGACGGUACCCCGUGUUUCUGGGUCGGGCCCAUCAUUCAUCAAUGAGACAGGAACCCCUGCAUAUUCAGAGAAUUCUCAAGGUCAACCGCACCCUGUACAUUGGAGCCAGAGAUGAGCUUUUCCGAGUGGAGCUGGACAAUGUGGUGGGGGACGAGAUGUUCUACAGUAAGAAACGAACUUGGGAAUCCAAUAAGAAUGACAUCAGGAUCUGCAGGAUGAAGGGCAAACAUGAGGAUGAGUGCCGGAACUUCAUGAAGGUGUUGUUGAGCCGACAAGGUGGCCUGUUUGUCUGCGGAACAAACGCCUUCAAUCCUUUGUGUGCCAACUACACCGGAGACACUCUUGAGAUGGUGGGAGAGACGGUCAAUGGAAUGGCUCGGUGCCCUUAUGAUCCCAAGCACGCCAACGUGGCCCUGUUUGCAGAGGGGAACCUGUUCACAGCCACGGUGACAGACUUCCUGGCCAUCGAUGCAGUCAUCUAUCGCAGCUUGGGGGACAGUCCUGCCCUUCGCACCGUCAAGCACGACUCCAAGUGGUUCAGAGAGCCCUAUUUCGUCAGUGCCGUGGAGUGGGGGCCUCACAUAUACUUCUUCUUCAGGGAGAUGGCCAUGGAGUUCAACUACCUGGAGAAGGUGAUGGUGUCACGGGUGGCCCGCGUGUGUAAGCGGGACCUGGGCGGCUCCCAACGGGUCCUGGAGAAGCAGUGGACCUCCUUCCUGAAGGCACGGCUGAACUGCUCUGUUCCGGGGGACUCUCACUUCUACUUCAACCUGCUGCACUCCACUAGCCCCAUCCUCAGGAUGCACGGCCGAGACAUCAUCCUGGGAGUGUUCUCAACACCGGCCAACAGUAUCCCUGGUUCAGCCGUGUGUGCCUUCGACAUGCAGCAGCUGGCCAGAGUCUUUGAGGGGCGAUUCAAGGAGCAGAAGUCCCCCGAAUCCAUCUGGACCCCCGUUCCAGACGAGCUCAUCCCAAAACCCAGGCCAGGGGGCUGUGCUGUCCAGGGCUCCAGGUUCAACUCCUCCAACGCGUUCCCUGACGAGAUGCUGAACUUUGUGAAGACACACCCCCUGAUGGACGAAGCUGUGCCCUCGUUGGGACAGAGGCCCUGGAUAGUCCGAACCAUGGUCAGGUACCAGCUGAAUAAGAUGGUGGUGGACACGGAGGCAGGGCCCUACAGGAAUCGCACCGUUCUGUUUCUGGGAUCCAGUAGAGGGACCAUCCUGAAAUUCCUCAUCAUGCCCAACAGGGACAACACUGUGUCCAACAGCAACGUCUUCCUGGAGGAACUGGAAGGGUACAACCCUGACAAGUGUGGGGAGGACUCCCCCCAGGCGCGACAGCUGCUGUCCCUGACCCUGGACCGCCCCAGCCACUCUCUGCUGCUGGCCUUCCCGUCCUGUGUGGUGCGCGUUCCUGUGGCUCGCUGCCAGCUGUUCUCCCGCUGCAUGAAGAACUGCAUUGCCUCACGGGAUCCCUACUGUGGCUGGACUCGAGGCAGUACCUGUUCCUUCCUCAGACCUGGGACAAGGCUGCCGUUUGAGCAGGACGUGGAGCACGGCAACACUUCUCACUUGGGAGACUGUGAUGGUCUGCUGCAGGAGAGUUUCAUAGAAGAGCCGGAUGGUCUAGUCUCAGUCAACCUGCUGGUAGUGUCCGCGGUCUCAGCUUUUGCCACUGGGGCGGUGCUGUCAGGCCUGGCGGUGUGCUGGAUCAUGGGGCACAAGCACAGGCACCACGCCCGCAGCGGAGGGGCUGGCUCCAGCGGCCGCCGCAAGGGGGAUAAGGAGCAAGGCAUGCUGGGACAGGGCGGGAGCGGAUCGGUGAUGAGCGUCAGUCGUCCCGGCGGCAGCGAGAGGCGCAGGUCGCAGCCCGAGACCCUGUUCGUGAUGCCCAAUGGCUGGGCCAAGCCUGGAGACCUGGACCUGCUGCCCACUCCGGAGCAGACCCCCCUGCAGCAGAAGAGGCCGCCGCCGGGCAUGCGCCUCUCCGACUCGGGCUGGGACCAGAGCCAGACCUUCCUGAACUCCGCUGGCACUCCGUGCCCCGCCAACUCCUCCGUCAUCUACCUGAGCUCCAAGCUCCUGCAGGCAGGCGGGGGGCGGCACGAGGAGACGUGCGAGCCCCCCCAGCCCGGCGACCGGCAACACUACCUGGCCCUGGCCGGCCAUCGGGAGCAGGGCGGGCGCCCUGGCGCGGUGCUGCGGAACUCCGCGGGUGAGUACAACUACCCCGCCACGCCCCAGGACUCUCCGGACCGCCGGAGGGUGGUCUCGGCCCCCAACACUCAGCUGGACUUCGGGGAGCCCCUGCGCUGGACCCCCGAGGGCCUCAAUUUCAACAGCAACAACGCCGCGCCCUCCGGCCACCACUACCCAGCCCCCCGCCCCCACUCCGCCCUGAUGCGGGCCAGCCUGCACGCGCCCCGGGGGCUCGGUGACAUGGCCGACUUCAGCCACCUCCUCAACAAGGGUGCGAGCGAGCGGACGCCCACUGGCCAGUGAACCAAAAAAAGGGGACCCUGUUAAGAUCAUAAAGAACUACCCCCUCCCACCCCAACACCCAUCUCCCCAGCAACUGGAACAUCCCUCGGACUCACUCUCCCGCCUGAAAUAUGCCCUGUCCGUCCUCUCUCACUGUCAUUCAAUGUUCUGACAUCUCCCAGCGACUGUGACUAAGGGGCCUGUAGGCUUGAGACAGAGAGUAGGCCGAACUCUGCGGGGCUGGGCUCCCCAUCCCUCGCUCUGAGAGAUGCGCCACUCUGGGCCACGUGCGGCAAGACGGGCAAAGGAGGCAGGAAAAGGACGACGCGUGCGAAGCUGGAGAGGCACUUCGCUGUCCAUUCACGGUACCACCCAGUUCCAGUUGCGCAACGACCCCACUGCUAUCGUGUGCUCCGCAAACCAUUCUGUGGAUGUGAAAUUAGUUUCUGCUUUGCUUCCCUGCCUGCAGUCGGCAGACCGUCACGUGCCAUCUCCCAGAUUAACAAGCAGGCUUAAACAUUCAGCUUGUGUUUCGUAGAUGUUAGAAAUGCCAGAGGGCAUGGAUUCUCCUGACUACAGGCGAACAGGAACAGUAUGCCUGAUACCCUGUCUCAAUGUGAACUUAGAUUUAUACAGUAAUUCACAAACACUGGAGUUUCUUAGGGGAAAACCUCAGUGCCAGCAAAAUGUCCUUAUGUGUUUGAAGGCAAUCUAAAAAAAAUGAGAACAAUACAAUAUUCUGUGGCUUGUCUCCUGAGCUCUAUGUACUUUUAUAUGACUUGGUGACUUCCAGCAGACACUUGGAUGAGACAGCAGACCAGUAGCAGCAUCGUUCUGCAGACUGGUCAGCAGCACCCAUCCCCCCCCCUGUCCACACCCUCAAAUCAAUGUCGGGAAAGGGGGACGAGGGACAUGGGACAGGGGAACAGAGCAGUGUGACAAAGCAGAACAACGCCGAGGGGCAAUUAGGAGCGCCUUGCUUUUCAUUUUCAUCUCGCAGUCAACACUGAACCCUUGCGACAGACGACGGGAGGGAGACAGUGAGCAGGGAAUGGCCAAGGACACUGGUCAGGACUUUUCUCCCCCUCACUGACUCUGCCCACUCCCCCCCCCGCGCCCC